GGAAGCUGCUCGUGAGCAGACGUCUCGCCAGCUGCCAAAAGCCAAAGAGUUGUUGAUCGGGAUAAGGCAGCCACUGCCUGCGGGAACCUGUGCUUUCACCUGUGAAAAUUAAUCACAUUCCCAAUUAGCAAGCGGCGGAGUGCAGUGACAGGUGCGACGGCAGCCACAAUGCUGGCAUCCAAGUUCAAACGGCAGCCAGGACGAUGACAAGUGGGCUUUUCACACUCAAAGUCGCCAAGUCGAAAAUAUAUGCACCAGCCAGCACACAGGAUACAUACAGACGGAGCGAAGGCAAAUCUGCUUUUAGGUCACACAAAAGGCUCUCGCAGCAGCAGCAGCAGCAGCAGCAGAAGCAUCAACAGGAGCGAGGACCACGGCGUUCCAAGAACGAGCCAACAACACCCAAAUUGAUGACAGCCGAUUCGGGCCAAAGGAAUUGAACAGCAGCAGCGAUGCCCUCGCGUCGCGGUGGUGGUGGCACCACCAAGAGGAAGCACUCGCUGGGCAACCUGCGACGGGCUCACCCUGCCUCUGGAGCCACAUGGAACGUGCAGGUGGUGCGCGGCAAGAUGUCCUCGAAGUGCCUGUGGCACGCCUGUCGCGCCCUGAUCCUGGGUCUCACCCUGAUGCUCCUCGGCGCCGGAAUGGCCACCUUGGGCUACUAUGCGGAUCAUCUGUCGAUGGGUUCCGAGUUGCGGGGCAAUGUGACGGUGCGGGUGAAGAACGACCUGAAGGGCUUCCACCUGAACAACUUCGCGUACGUGGGCCCCAUUGUCAUGGGUUUUGGGGGCUUCAUCGUGGUGGCCUCCUGCGUGAUGACCUUCGAGGCACGAGACUCCGCCGCUAAGGUCGUUCCAGCACGGCUGCGAGCUGGAGGAGGUGGCAGCAGCAAGAAUCCCUCGCGGAGCAACCAAGGAAGUUCCGCGUCACAGCGUCGCGGGAUGGGUGCGCAGUACCAGUCGAGUCGCUGGGAUCAGCACUUCGGCGUGUUCCGCUCCUCGCCGGGUGAUCCUCACCAGCAGCCGCAGAGCGCCUGCAUCUCCACCACGCAUCCGCAUCAGCACUCACAUCCGCAGCAGCCCUUCGAUCGCGAGGCACUCACCGCCGAACUGGUCCAAUUCUCCAGGUCACUCAGCAGUGUGCGUCGAGUGCGCCAAGUGCGUUCGGGCCUAGGAGCGGGAUCCCAACACUCCGGAGCAGGAGGUGCAGGAGGAGGAGCUGGCUCCUCUUCGUCGGCUCGGAUCAUCAGCAAUUCCUCCAGCCUGAUCCAGAGAGCCACCAGGGAGUGCUCCCUGCUGCAGCCACCAGCUGCCAGUCGUGUCUACUGGCAGGCCUCCUCCUUCGACGGCGGCAGCAAUCCUCCGCCCGGAUUGGGCAUGAGUUCCAGCGCGGAGAAGCGCAGUGAGCGGAACAAGCGGUCGGACACCGCCAAGCGGCACGUCCUCUCCCGGCAGCGACCCAUUGAACAGGAAGAGACGCGGGAUCACAGUCGCAGCCCACUAGGACACAGACGAAACUCUACAAUGUCGGACUCCUCGUACAGCGGCCGCUGGACGGCCCGCUGUGCUUCCGUCGCCAGUCGAACAUCAAGUAUCGAGUCUCGGCGCAUUCAAGUGGAUCUUCACAGUCCCGAGGUGAUGCCCAAAUCCAUUCUCCGUUCGCCCAAGCGCUACAGCUCCGGUCCAUCGGCCACGCCCUCCGUGGAGAAGGAGUUUCGGAGUCAGUUAUCUGUAUGUUCGGAGCCACCACCACCGGUGCGCCAGCUGUCGGGCCAAUCCAGCAUGGAGCCAGCCGUUCCCGAGGAGAGUCUGGAUCAGUCGGAGGAGCAGGAGGAGACCACACAGCCCAAGGCGUCCUACGAGGAGAUCACCGAACUGCAGCACCACGCAAGCAGCUUGCCGCCGAAGAAGGCACGUCCGGGGUUCCUGCCCCUCGCACGCAGCGAGCAGAAGGAGGAUGAGAGGCCAGUGGCCAAUACGCUGUACAGGAGCAAUAGUUCCCGCCAGUUCUACAGGCCCAAAAAAGGGGUGGCGAGCGAGCGGGAUGAUUCCGUUUUCUACAUACGGUCCAUGGAAAGGGGAUUGGCUGGAAACGGUGGGUGUGCCAGUGCGGAUGAGCAGAUGUACGAUUCACUGAGGGUCAUAAACGAACGGAGGACCACUUUGCUGAAAGCCGACUCCCAGAGCUCCUUGGGAUCAGCGGAGCGCAAGUUGAGCAGCUUCUCCCUCAAAAUGCCGGAGAUCACGGAGCGGGAGAACUCUAUUGAGAUCGAAAUAGAUGCGGAUGAGCUGCAUCCCAGUACCCCGCCUUCUCCUCCCCCACCUCCUCCGCCACCCCCACCGGGCAAUCCACAAGCAACUGAAUCAAUCCAGGAUGAGGAUCCCUAGGAUCGAAUGGAUACACUCACUUCAUAGCGUUUAACCAGCAGCCAUCGACAAUUACUUUAGCAACUCGAUUGAUGUUUGUAUAUGUAUUUUUGUGCGUGUGCGUGUCGUUUAUUUUUAUAACCCCUAGAUCGUACCUAGAUAAGUGUUAUAUAUAUAUACCAGCAAUUAUCUCUGUGUUGCCUCGGGCCUAAGCAAUCGACUAACGAAUCUUCAACGACGUCUAUUAACUUGAUAAACUGAUGUUAUUAAACAAAUACCUUCAGUUGCGAUCGAAAUAAUUACAGGUUUUUCCAACUUGUGUCGCGGUUAACAUUUGCCAACUGAUUAUGGUUUUGUCAGUACCUAUUUAUAUGUUUAAAUUUUCAAAGAGCUAAAUAAUCAAACUUUAUGAAUCAAAAAUAAUCAACUUCUUAACAACUUGAGUGCAAAUUGAUAAAAAAUACCCUGAGAUAUUAUUUUGAUCGCAGCUGUCGGCACUAGUCUUCCUAUUGUUAGAAUAUGAGAUAUAUCACGUUAUUACGAUCCCAUAUCUUGUGGGUGUACCGUUGUUAUCAAUACUAUUACUAUCGGUUACUGUUAAUGCUAAUCUCUACGAGGAUGUGUACUCACAACGAUCUAAAUACGAAGGCGAGGCCAACAAAAAUGCCAGACUUGUGCAUACCCUGUAAAAAGUACAAUCAGCUUAUAGUAAAGACUGAUUAGGCAAAUUGAUUUACGAAAUUGGUCAACGGCGAAUGGAAAACAUGUCAAUGAAAAGCAAUCGGAACACGGAUUAAGUUCGAUACACAUAUAUAAUUAGUUGUACGACGCUCUCAGUGUUAAUCCCCACAAAACAACAUUAUAUGUACCUAUACGAUUAUAUAUCUGAGUGUUUAUUUGUAAUCCAUGCAAUUACAGUGUUUCUCGUUCCAUAGAUGUUGAAAAUCCCACAGAAACCCCGAAAAUCAAAAUGCCCGAGUUGGUUCAAAUGGAAGGCCGAACACGAAUCUCUGUUGAUGUGCAGCGAAUUUUUGUAUAAUUGUUCAUUGCAUGUUUAAUAUUGCAUAAAUAAAAGCAAAAAAUGUGUGUCUAAUA
Drosophila santomea is the source of this 3461-nucleotide messenger RNA. RefSeq lists its product as uncharacterized. The transcript is spliced from 6 exons. Lineage: Eukaryota; Metazoa; Arthropoda; Insecta; Diptera; Drosophilidae. Bases 453 to 2387 code for a protein of 644 amino acids. The record is from RefSeq and is a predicted model, not a curated record.